Molecule: messenger RNA, 2421 nt
Organism: Dermatophagoides farinae (American house dust mite)
Lineage: Eukaryota; Metazoa; Arthropoda; Arachnida; Sarcoptiformes; Pyroglyphidae
Gene: ced-6
Product: PTB domain-containing adapter protein ced-6
Source: RefSeq, a predicted model, not a curated record
UUUUUUUUUUUCAUUUCAUCAUUAAACCACUAAUAUGGUGCCAUCAUAAUCAUCAUUGAAUUGAUUUCACCUUUAUUAUUCCGUGAUCCGAUCAGAAUAUAGUCAAAAUUAUUUCAUUCGCUGAGAAUGAUUUUUUUCGUCGUUUUUCAAGUCAAAUCAUCAUCAUCAUCGUAUAUAACCCAUCGGCGACGAUAACGGCCCACAGCAACAACAGCAGCAACAACAACAACUAAAACAACAACAACAACAACAACAUUGAAUUGAAUGAUACUUGUCAUGAAUAAGACAAUUCAAAGAUUGAUCCAUCCAUAAGAUGCAUUCAUCAGACAAAAUAUUUGAAUAGUACAAACAACAUUUUAUUUUAUUUUUUUUUCAAUUACAUGCUCAUCAUCAUCGUCAUCAUCAUCAUAGGUGUGAAUUAUUCAAAAAAAAAAAAAAUUUCAUUUAAGAAAAUAAUAAUAAUCUCAACACUUUUUCAGUUUGUUCAGUCUGUCAAAAAAAAAAAAAAAAAAAAAAAUUCAACAACAAAAAAUUCAUCAUUAUCGAAUCGAAUCGAAAAAAUCAUAUAUAAACAUUGACAUGAUGAGAAUGAUUAAACAUGCAUCGUUAUUUAAAUGGCCACAAACAAAUGGUGGUGCAAGUAAAAUGACCAAUAGUACUGAUAGUGUUAUUGGUACAUCAAUUGGAUCCAAUGAUAAUGGAACAUCAUCGUCAUCAAAUAAUAGCAAUGGAAAUGGUAAAUCAAAACAACAUCAACAAUCAUCAUCAUCAUCAUCAUCGUCAUCGUUAUCAAGUCAACAACAACAACAACAACAACAGCAACAACAAUCAUCAUCAUCAUCAUCUACACAGCAACAAAAACUAUGGAUUCAUCCUCCAGCUACAUUACAAAAUGGACACAUCGCAUAUUUAGUCAAGUAUUUUGGCAAUGUAGAAGUUAAUCAACCGAAAGGCAUUGAUGUUGUUAAAGAAAGUAUCAAUAAAUUGAAAUUUAUUCAACCGUUAAAAAAAUCUGAAGGCCAAAAGAUUCCUAAAGUUGAGCUGACAAUCUCGGUGAAUGGUGUUGCCAUACAGGAACCAAAAACGAAGAAAAUUUAUUGCCAAUUUCCAUUACAUAGGAUAUCGUAUUGUGCUGAUGAUAAGAAUGAGAAAAAAUUUUUCAGUUUUAUUGCCAAAGAUUCGGAUACGGAUAAACAUUUGUGUUUUGUAUUCAUGUCGGAAAAAAUGAGUGAAGAAAUCAUUUUAACUAUUGGACAAGCAUUCGAUUUGGCAUAUGCUAAAUUUAUCGAAACUUCUGGCAGAGAAUUAGAGAUACGGAAACAGCUUAUUAUAUUGCAGAAAAAAGUUUGCCAUUUAGAAGAGGAAAAUAAAACAUUGAAAGAAAGGCUUAGAAAAUAUGAACCGGUGUCUGAUAGCACAAUCGAUAUUGAUGAUGGUCAUCAUAGCGAUAAUAAUAAUACAAAACCAUCAUCAUUAUUUUCAUCAUCAUCAUCAUCAUCAUCGUCACCGUUAUCAUCAGCUUCAUCCAAUAAUAAUAAAAACGAGAUGAAUAAUGGCCUAGAUCUGUUGUCCGAUGAUAUUGUCAACGUAACCGGUAAUAAUAAAGAUUCAACAAUGACAAAUGGUCAUAGUAUGAUGAAUAAUAAAUUAAAGUCAACUUUGAAUUCGGUUCAAGUUCCUCCAUUACAACCGCCACCAUCAAGUUCGAAAAAUCAUCGUAGUAAUCAACAAAUUAAUCUUAUUGAUGUUGAUAUCGAGUGCAAUGAUAAUACGGCAACAUUAUUGAAUCAUGAUAAUUUAUUAUCAUUGAACAAUAGCCAAUCGAUAAAUGAUUUGUUUGAUGAAGAUUUCAAUCCAAGAGCCGAGGAUAAUAAACCAAUCAAUACUAAUAAUAAUGUGCCCAUUGUUUUAGCAAACAAUUUGAUCAACAAUCCUAUUGUUGUGGCUAAUAAUCAAAAUAUUAGUCCAAUUGAUCAAAAUUUGCUUGGUGUAACCAUAUCACAGGAGAAAGAUAUUUUUGGUUGUGAACCAUUUCAUCAGAUAAAAAAAGAAUGUGAUCCAUUCGGUAUGCCACAAUUUAAUGGUUCAACCGAUUUAGAUUCAGCCAUCGAUAAUAUUGAUAAAAAAUUGGCCGAAAUGAGAGAUGGAUUCAGUCAAGGAUUAUCGGCAGAUGGAUUCAAUUUGGAUUCUUAAUCCAUUACGAUUCAUAUCAAAUGGGCCAUACACACACCCACACACACACACACACACACAACAAGCGUUUAUACAUCCAAAUCAAUGUUAUAGCAGCAAACAACAACAAACUAUCUAAUAAUUUGUAACGAAUCAAAUAUACAUAUCUAUCAGGCUAAUAUGAUGUGUUUGUGAACACACAAUACAGACAAAAAGAAUAAUUAAGAGAAAAAAAAUAUUUCAAUUCAA